CCAGCCUGCAAGCUCACUACCCUGAAGGCGCUGCCCCAGCACCAGAGCCCAGCCACCGGGACCCCACGCUGAGGCAGGAUGGAGGAUUUAGAUGCCUUGCUGGCAGAACUGGAGCAGAGCUCUCGCCCAGCCUCCAAGGACUGCAUGCUGCAGAUGCCGAGCUCCUGCAAGCAGGAUCCAGCCACAGCGGGGGCCCCAGCCCCAUGUGGCCGUGAGCCACUUGCCUCAGUGGCCCUGAAGGUGCAGCUGCCGCCUCAGGCUCAGCCUCCAGGAGAGGCUUUGAAGACAGUGUACAGCAGUCCCAUACCAGUCCCGCAGCCAUUGAUCCCCUCGCCCCCACCCACGGCAGCCGCCCGGCAGCUGGACGAGCUCCUGGCCGACCUGGGCCGCAUGCAGAGUAAGCUAGCGGCUGUGGGGCAGGGAGCUGGGGUGCCAGUGGAGCCCAAGCCCUCACUGGACAACAUGCUGGGCAGCCUCACCCGGGACCUGCAGGAGCUGGGCAUCACAGCCACCCCCGCCAGCGUCUGUGCCACCUGCCGCAAGCCCAUCGCUGGCAAGGUGCUCACAGCACUGGGCAAAACCUGGCACCCUGAGCACUUCACCUGCGCCCGCUGUGGGCAGGAGUUGGGCAGCCAGCCCUUCUUUGAGCGGGGCGGGCAGGCGUACUGCGAGGAGGACUAUCACCAGGCCUUCUCACCCCGCUGUGCCUACUGUGCCGGCCCCAUCCGCGAGAAAGUCCUCACGGCCCUGGACCAGACCUGGCACCCCGAACACUUCUUCUGUGCCCACUGUGGGAAGGUAUUCGGAGAUGACGGUUUCCACGAGCGGAGCGGGAAGCCAUACUGCCACCAGGACUUCCUGGCCAUGUUUGCCCCGAAAUGCCAGGGCUGCGACCGCCCCGUAACGGACAAUUAUCUGUCAGCUCUGCAGGGCGUCUGGCACCCUGAGUGCUUCGUGUGCAUGGAGUGCCUGAGCAGCUUCGCCAGCGGCUCCUUCUUCGAGCUGCAGGGACGUCCCUACUGCGAGCUGCACUUCCACCAGCGGCAGGGCAACAUCUGCCACGGCUGCAGCCGCCCUGUGACCGGCCGCUGCAUCACAGCUGCAGGGCGCAAGUACCACCCCGAGCACUUUAUCUGCGCCUACUGCCUGGGCCAGCUGCAGAAAGGCACCUUCCGCGAGCACGGCGACAAGAUGUAUUGCCGGGCCUGCCACGACAAGCUCUUCCUCUGAACCCCAGCCCCCCCAGCAUACAGCCACCCUUCUUACCUGGCUGGAUGUCCCUGGUAUCAUCACCACCAACAUCCCUGGCAUAUUCCCUGCCAAGCCAGGCAUCCCUGGCAUCAUCCCUGCUGAGCCAAACAUGCCUCGUAUUGUCCCACCCAUCAACAUCCCUUGCAUUGGUCCUGCUGAGCCAAAUGUCCCCAGCCUUGUCUCUGCCAAACCAAGACA
Messenger RNA from Haliaeetus leucocephalus (bald eagle), 1449 nucleotides. RefSeq names its product leupaxin (gene LPXN). Gene Ontology annotation, biological process: muscle structure development; actin cytoskeleton organization. Bases 79 to 1230 code for a protein of 383 amino acids. The transcript has 9 exons. Lineage: Eukaryota; Metazoa; Chordata; Aves; Accipitriformes; Accipitridae. Gene Ontology annotation, cellular component: filamentous actin; Z disc; stress fiber. Gene Ontology annotation, molecular function: actin binding; muscle alpha-actinin binding. The record is from RefSeq and is a predicted model, not a curated record.